CUGUUUCUCUCCCCAUGGAUAGCGACGCCGACAUCGACCUCUGUUACAAGUCCCUUUCCACAAUGUGGCUCGUUCAGCUGUUGUCCGUUGCGUGGUGGAGCGUAACUCUUUACGACUACUUGUUCCAGCUAACAAACGAAAUUGAUCUCGUAUGGACCGAUCCAGUUUCUAUGACGUCGGGCAUAUAUUUCAUUCUCCGAUACCUGGGAAUGGUCAUGCAAUUAAUAUAUGUUAUUGUCGGUCUACAAAGACUCCCCAACCUCACUCAGCAAAUUUUAUUAUUAACCGACGAAGGCGUUGGUAGCAGAUGCUUGUCUGUUAUAGACUCGGACGUAAGGGCCCUCAAAGUGGUAAAUGAGUCGCUGCUUGAAUUGAUUGUUGGAACUAUCUUUCUCAUUCAGCCUUUAGUCGACGCUACGAUAGCCUGGGUGGGCUCAAUAUAUUUGGCUGCAUUGCAAAUCAUCCUGCUGCUGAGGGUGUACGCAUUAUACAAAGCAUCGAAACGCCUUCUACUUGUUUUGGGAGCCUGUUUCAUUCUUGAAAUGGCGUGCGUCAUAUUUGCAUUGCAAUGGGGAAUUUAUAGCGACCGCGCAAACAACUAUGGUUUGCUUGUCGGCGCAGUUCCUUGGGCUAGCUUUGAGUUAUUGCUUCUGGUGCUUAUCCUGAGAGCAUCUUACAAACACCGACAAGCCACAUGGGGCACUAUGAGGAUAGGCUUGAAUCCGCUCUUGAAGAUUGUCGUACGUGACAGUAGUAUAUAUUUUCUGGGAUUCAUAUGCUCAAGUGCGUUAUUGAUCAUUUGCGCUUUAUAUGUCGAGGAAUCGUAUCUAGGUGUGGCAUCCGGGGCGGCUUUAGCCAAUCUAUUAGGGCCUCGUUUGGUACUCACGCUCAGGAAAC
Messenger RNA from Coniophora puteana RWD-64-598 SS2, 897 nucleotides. RefSeq lists its product as uncharacterized. NCBI's taxonomy places the organism in Eukaryota, Fungi, Basidiomycota, Agaricomycetes, Boletales, Coniophoraceae. The record is from RefSeq and is a predicted model, not a curated record. The transcript is spliced from 13 exons. The annotation marks the transcript as partial.